Molecule: messenger RNA, 1690 nt
Organism: Astyanax mexicanus (Mexican tetra)
Lineage: Eukaryota; Metazoa; Chordata; Actinopteri; Characiformes; Acestrorhamphidae
Product: olfactory receptor 2AT4-like
Exons: 1
Coding region: 242-1210 (322 amino acids)
Biological process (GO): G protein-coupled receptor signaling pathway
Cellular component (GO): membrane
Molecular function (GO): olfactory receptor activity; G protein-coupled receptor activity
Source: RefSeq, a predicted model, not a curated record
AUUGAGAAUCUGCUCUUAAACACACGUGAAUGCAUGCUUUGCUCUUUUUUUUUAAAGAAAUAUUCUAUAAAUCGUCUAUUGCCUAUUGCUAUUAAUAAUGAAUAUUGUCUAUAUAAUAUUGUAUAUCUGUAUUGUGUAUAUCAUUAAUGAAGCAUUAUAACUGGCUAUAACACUUAAUUAUUUGAUUAGAUGAGUGCAAUUAUACCAGACCGCAUUUUAACACUGUUAAAGUUGUGAUAACAUGAACAAAAACAGCAAUUCCACCACAGUUACAGAAUUCACCCUGCUUGGAUUUCCUGGAGUCCCUCUGGAGUUUUACCCAGCUGUUGGACUUCUUCUUCUCCUCAUUUAUCUUAUACUUGCAGGAGGAAAUCUUUUCAUCAUUGCAUUUGUGUUCUAUGAAAAAAACCUCCAAAAACCUGCGUAUUUAAUCUUCUGUAAUCUCGCCGCCGUGGAUUUCGCUUUCGGAACUGCGACCAUGCCCAAACUCAUCUCUAAAUACCUGCUGAGAGAUGAAAUCAUGCCAUUCUACGCUUGUUUUAUACAAAUGUUUUUUAUCCACUAUUUAGGAACCGUCACAUCUUUUAUUUUGCUUCUAAUGGCGAUUGAUCGAUUUGUUGCUAUCUGCAACCCCCUCAGAUAUCCAUCCAUCGUUACGAACCAAUCAGCUUCAGUUAUAUGUUUAAUAUCCUGGGUGAUCCCGGUCUCUUGGGUGACUGUGAUAGUCCACCAAAACAUAACUUUAUCCUUCUGCAACUCCAAUGUGAUUUCCCACUGUUAUUGUGACCGAACCUCCAUAGCUAGGCUGUCCUGUAGUGAUGUGACGCUUUCAAACACAUUUUCCCUCACUGUGGCUUUGAUCGUGCUUUUAGGACCCCUCGCGUUUAUUAUAUUCUCCUACGUUUCCAUCAUCAUAGCCGUCUUUAAAAUCUCCAACGCUCAAGGAAAGUACAAAACCUUCUCCACGUGCAGUCCUCAGCUCCUCAUCAUAUGUCUUUACUUCCUGCCCCGCUGUGCCGUCUACAUCGUGGACCUGAAAGUGCAAAUGAGCAUCGACGCUCGCAUUAUGAUCACUAUGUGGUACAGCCUCUUCCCUCCUCUGGUCAAUCCCAUUAUAUUCUGCUUCAGAACUAAAGAAAUUAGAGAGGUUUUAAUGACAAAAAUACGAAAAAGAAAAAUCAACGAUCAGCUGAAAGCUCUUUCAAGCUGAAUUCAAAUAGAAAAAAAAAAAUAAUAAUAAUAAAUAAAUAGACACAUACACACAGGGCCUAUGAAAGAUAAUCACUCCUUUUGAUAUAAAAUUUUCCCCUUUUAUUGCUUUUAUAUGCAGAAUCAUGUUCAAGAUAAUUAAGCGUUUUUUUUUUCUUCACAAAAAUUAUAUAUAAAAAAGGGAUAUAGGCAUAAAUAUUCACUCAUUCAUUAUUCCAGUCAUUUUUGAUAUUUGAUAACUUUAAUAGGUGUAGGAUUGAUAGAUUGAUAGAAAAUAACGAAACCAAGGUGCAUUAAAGGUGUGGUGAAUAUUUAUGCUUUAUUAUAUUUUAUUUUAUUAUUUUUGUAUUUACUAGACAUUACUUUGUACAAAUCUGUUUUUCCUUUGAUACUUGUUUUUUAUACAAUUCAUUAUUUUUUUAAAAGCAAUAAAAGGUGGAAACGGACAUUGUUUAUAUGUUGAUAAACACAUGGCAAAAUA